AUGUCCGCAAAAUUUCAAACCAACGAACCCGCUAUCGAAGGCACAACUCCACCUCAGGAUAUCACCAACCCAGAGGAAUAUGGUAAAAACACUGAAGAACUCUCCCGGGAGAUAUUGUACCAUGUCCUCCACCAACUCGAAAACCAAGCUUCAAAACAACCCUCCAUCCCCUCAUCACCCAAACCCAACAGCGACGACCUCGAAGUAUUCCGCUUCUUCGUCGUAACCAUGAUCGCAAUCUCCGUCUUCGGCGCCUCAACAUUCGCCGUCAUAGUCGGAGAAAUGACCGACCCUGCAGACCUUUAUACAACCCCAACAUUUACCCUCAAAACAGUCCGAUUAUUCCUCUCAGUAUCAUGGCUGUCGUUUGCAGUGUCUAUUGCGCUAGCUGGUUAUAGCGGGAGCUUUUUGGCGCUGAUGCGACAACAGGCAAAGGGGGAGAUUGAUGAGGAGACGAUAAGGAAGUGGACGCCGCUAGGGCUUGUUGUUUCUGCUGCGUUGCAUUUACUCAUUGUUACGGGGUUUUUGUUCAUGGCGCUUAGUUUGGUGGCGUAUGUUGGAGAGUUUGGAUGGGUUAUUGUUGGGUUUUCUGGGUUGAUGUAUGUUGUGGUUUUUUAUUUGCUUGGUGCGCAGUUUCGCGCGUUGUGA
Molecule: messenger RNA, 648 nt
Organism: Fusarium tjaetaba
Lineage: Eukaryota; Fungi; Ascomycota; Sordariomycetes; Hypocreales; Nectriaceae
Exons: 1
Coding region: 1-648 (215 amino acids)
Source: RefSeq, a predicted model, not a curated record